AUGAGGUGUCAUUUCUACCUCUAUGUGACACUUCUUGUUGUCACGACACAGUCUCAAGAACCACUUUCAGUACAAAGUGUCCAACUGUGCCAAGUUGGGAAGACCAGGGCAAGACUUUCCUAUGACGCAGUUGACUCUCCAAGCGAUUGUUUGGUUGGUUCGGGAUAUCACAUUCAAUACAAAGACGGUGACUCGGAUAUGGAAUACUAUUUUGUACCCACGCUUAAUGAAACCUAUGAAUUUGAGGGAAAAACUUUUGAUGUUGAAGUCGUGUCUAAGUGCAUAAAUCCAGAAGGAAUAAUUUUUCUUUCAAUGCCAAAGUCAAUGUUUAUUCAAAAAAUCACUGAAGCCAACAUUGCUACUCCACAAAAUGUCCAACUGCAGCAAAUUUGGGACAAGUGGGCACACCUUACAUGGGAUGCUGUUAACUCUCCAGGACCACAAGCCAUUCACUAUUUGGUCAAUUACACAAAGAAUGGAGCACAAUGGGUUCAACUUGAAAAAACGGAGUGUGCAGCGGUUACUGUUCAUGCAAAACCUGGAUCACAUUUGCUGCAAUUCUCGGAGUUAUCAUUCUGA
This is a messenger RNA of Rodentolepis nana, 579 nucleotides long. The record is from the annotation of a GenBank genome assembly. Lineage: Eukaryota; Metazoa; Platyhelminthes; Cestoda; Cyclophyllidea; Hymenolepididae.